UCGUUGUGUUGGGAUGUUUUUGGCUGCCUGGUCCAGCCACGGGAACACUGGGGCUUUAAGUGGCUCCUGGAACCCUCCGGGCACCCAGUUAAUAAACACCCACGUCAGCAGUGAGCGCAGGCUCGUGCGCCGGGCUACGGUCUUUAGGGCUGAGCAGGAAGUGGACGUGAAAGACAAAAACAUGGAUGUGGCGACAGACGCGGGGCUGAGCAGGCAGUACCGGGCGCCGGGCGAAUCCAGCCAUCAGCAGCCUCAGAGAUGGUUCAACACGGCUGACAUCACAGUGGCUCAUCAGAACAACCUCCUGAAGCAGCUGAACCAGCAGCGCCACCAGGAGCUCUUCUGCGACUGCAGCGUUCUGGUGGAGGGCCAACUCUUUCGGGCCCACCGCAAUGUCUUGUUCGCCAGCAGCGGCUACUUCCGCAUGCUUUUAUCGCAGACCUCCGAGGAUCUGUCGGAGUCUGUCAAUGCCACCUUCGACGUCUUCACCCCCGAGACCUUCACUGUCAUCCUGGACUUCAUCUACUCGGGUCAACUGGAUCUGUCCAGCCACAACGUGAUCGAGGUGAUGUCUGCGGCCAGCUAUCUGCAGAUGAACAAUGUCAUCAGCUACUGCAAGAACUUCAUCAAGUCUUCUCUGGACAUCAGUAUGAAGGAUGAGGAGAGUGACCGGGGCCUCAGUCUGUCUGAGACCUGUAGCUUCACCAGUGGAGCAGGAGAGGACGCCAGCGAGCAGCAGCCGCAGGGACCCUGCUCUGUGAGUCCACCUCCAGCUCUGUGGACUCGGGACAACUCCAGAUCUCAGUCUGGAUUCAUGAGCAAAGACUUGGAGCAGGAUGUUGCAGUACCAGCCAUUAAGACUGACCCAAGCAGCCCAGCUAAUGAUUUCAACCCAGAGACAGAAGACCCUCAAGACCCCCUUUAUACAUUACCUGGGACAGAACGAAAGCGAGGAAAGGGGGCGCACAAGAGGAAAGCACCCAACUGUUCUCGCCCCAACCAGAAUGAUGAGAUGGAUGUUCAGGAGGCGAGGAACCAGAAGGCUGAAAAGGCAGAGGAACUUUACGCCACUCUUCCACCCAUCGUAGGUGUGGUCGGCCAGUACAACAAAGAGCGACCCUUGAUGAGAUUUAAAUGUCCGUUCUGCACUCACACGGUGAAGAGGAAAGCUGACCUGAAGCGACAUCUGCGCUGUCACACUGGUGAGAGGCCGUACCCCUGCCAGGCCUGCAACAAGCGCUUCACUCGCCUGGAGCACCUUCGGAGCCACUUUGAAACGAUCCAUCAGGCCAGGAAGCUGGUGUGCAGGAAGUGCAAGUGUCAGGUGACUGAAGAAACGGGUCAUGUGGUUUGUGAAGGCACGCGUCGCUAUCGCAUGUGCACCACGUGCAUACAGGAAGUGGGCUGCGACAACAUUGGCCUGGAGGGAGGCAACGAUGAGCCAGCACUGUUACUGGGCGUGGAUGGCGAGGAAGAAGAGGACAGCAAGAGGGCGUGGAUGAUGGCCGACGACGACGACGACCUGGCUGAAGAUUCGGGGGCCGACCUCAUCAUCCAGCAGGUGGAUGACAGUGACGAAGAGCUGCAGUGAAACGGGGGUUUUGCAGAAGCAUGUGUGUCAAAGCCAUGGACGAGAUCUUGCACAUCAAAGAUCUAUAGACCUUAGUAUUCUUUUAAUAUACCAGUUCCUCCACUCAAUGUCAACAAGAUUUUGACAAAAAUAUGGCUUUUUAAAAGCUUCAUAUGCAGUAUCCAAAGUGGGAGCGUUCCCUUGUUACGUCGUUAUUUAACAAUUUUCAGAAAUAUAUGCAUGAGAACAAUGAUUUCUCUACUUGCUUGGAUCUCCUUAAUGAACUAAGUGGAACCUCAUGUGGUAUGGAAGCUCGCCGCACUAUUGUGUCAAAUGACUAAUUUAUUCCUCUUUUUGUUUGAUUUGAUUUU
Molecule: messenger RNA, 1941 nt
Organism: Synchiropus splendidus (mandarinfish)
Lineage: Eukaryota; Metazoa; Chordata; Actinopteri; Syngnathiformes; Callionymidae
Gene: zbtb8a
Product: zinc finger and BTB domain containing 8A
Exons: 4
Coding region: 14-1591 (525 amino acids)
Biological process (GO): regulation of transcription by RNA polymerase II
Molecular function (GO): protein binding; DNA-binding transcription factor activity, RNA polymerase II-specific; RNA polymerase II cis-regulatory region sequence-specific DNA binding
Source: RefSeq, a predicted model, not a curated record